Molecule: messenger RNA, 500 nt
Organism: Cetraspora pellucida
Lineage: Eukaryota; Fungi; Glomeromycota; Glomeromycetes; Diversisporales; Gigasporaceae
Source: the annotation of a GenBank genome assembly
GCGCCCAAAUCAUGCUAACUGCUAACCUAUGGACAAAAGCAGGGUUAGUUAAUGGAGCGAUAGGAAUUGUUCAAGAUAUUCUAUUUGAAGAUCAAGGGCCGCCUUCUUUGCCUGUAGCAGUUUUAAUUUCCUUUGAACAUUAUAAAGGCCCCACUAUUACUGCUUCAGAUGGAAAGAAAGUUGUUCCAAUUGCACCAAUCCAGCGUACAUGGGAAGGUAAGGUUGGAAUGUGCUCACGUUUACAAGUUCCUGUCUGUCUUGCGUGGGCCAUUACUGUGCACAAAAGUCAGGGUCUUACCUUGCCGCAGGCUAUAGUAGACUUUGGUAAUAAAGAAUUUGCUGCCGGUCUUUCAUUUGUGGCAGUAUCCAGGGUUCGUGCUCUCAACGAUCUAAUUUUUAAGCCGUUCACUUUUGAAAGACUCCAGCGUAUAAAAAACUGUAGGCGAAUACAAGAAAGAAAGGCCGAAGAAGAACGGUUGAUCUCAUUAAGUAAUUGUUAA